GCCCGCAACACGGAAGUACGUGGGAAACGUCUGCUGUUCUGUGUUUAAAAUAAGUGUCUUGAGAUGAGACCAACGGUGUUUUUUACGUGUUCAGUCCUAUUUUACAAUUUGGAGAUUGUACAUUCCCGAGGUGACGAUGGAAAGCAAGAAUGGCCGGUUCCUUACAGGCGAUUUGAUUGUCGUCCCGCUGCGGACUCGUACUGUGAAGCCAUGUUCCCCUUCUGUCCCACCGGCGACAGGGAUGGCCGGAUCCCCUACAUGAAUAACUGGGAUGUCAUCUCGGUAUUUCGACUGCAAGCUCCAGUGUGGGAGUUUAAAUAUGGAUCAUUGCUGGGGAAAAUGCAUAUCAUGCAUGAUGCCAUUGGGUUCAGCAGUGCUGAAACGGGGAGAAACUACACCAUGGAGUGGUAUGAACUCUUCCAGCUGGGCAACUGCACCUUCCCUCACCUGAGACGUGAGACUAACAACCCCUUCUGGUGCAACCAGGGAGCUGCAUGCUUCUUUGAGGGGAUUGAUGACAUCCACUGGUCUGAGAAUGGUACCUUGGAGAAAGUGGGAGAGAUCUCAGGUGGCCAGUUCAACGAGAUGGCCUUGUGGGUCCAGGACGACAACCAGACUGGGAUUUAUUAUGAGACGUGGACGGUCCGCUCAGACCCCGGCCCCAACGCCACCGUGUGGUUUGACUCCUACGACUGCUCUCAGUUCGUCCAUCGCACCUACAGGUAUCUUACGCAACAGGGAGCCAAGCUGUCCAGCCGAUUCCAGACCAACUACACUAAGAUCUACCUGUACAGUGGGGAGCCGACCUACUUGGGGGAUGAUGAUUCUAUCUUCAGGGAGCCUUCUGCGAAGACACUGGCUGAAGACAUCCGCAAGUUCUAUCACCCUUUCCGACCACACCAGUCGUACAUGGACUUUGUCCUCAGUCUCGCGGAGGCUUAUCAGAAGGUGGUAGAGGAGAAGAGCUUCUACUUGUACUAUAACUUUGAAUAUUGGCACUUACCCAUGAAAUCUCCAUAUGUGCAGAUCACAUAUGAGGAAGUGCCUUUGCCGUAAAGUCACAAUUUGUAAUUGGUUUUUCAGCCAAACGGCAGCCGAGCAGCUCUCUGCAGGGAUGGGGCUGAAAAAAAACGUUACCACUCAGUCAGAUGGAGCUAUGGAUCGAAGGACUAUCGUUAAUUGAACUUGCUAUUCAUUGAACUGCCAUAUUAAACUUUGUCACAUGCGCCAAAUAGAUCAACUGUAGACCUUACCGUGAAAUGCUUACUUACAAGCCCUUAACAAACAGUGCAGUUCAAGAAAGAGUUAAGAAAAUAUUCACCAAAUAAACUAAAGUAAAAAAUCAUAAGUAACACAAAAUAACAACGAGGCUAUAUACCGGGGCUACUGGUACUGAGUCAAUGUGUGGGGGUACAGGUUAGUCAAGGUAAUUUGUACAUUGAGGUAGGGGUGAAGUGACUAUGCAUAGGUGAUAAACUGUGAGUAGCAGCAGUGUACAAAACAAAUGGAGUCGGGGUCAAUGUAAAUAGUCUGGGUGGUCAUUUGAUUAUUUGUUCAGCAGUCUUAUAGCUUGGGGGUAGAAGCUGUUAAGGAGUCUUUUGGUCCUAGACUUGGUGCUCCCGUACCUCUUGCCGUGCGGUAGCAGAGAAAACAGUCUAUGACUUGGGUCACUGGAGUCUGACAAUUUUUGGGGCUUUCCUCUGACAGCGCCUAGUAUAUAGGUCCUGUACUGGGCUGUAUGCACUAUCCUUUGUAGCUCCUUGUAGCGCCUUACGGUCAGAUGCCGAGCAGUUGCAUCACCACCGCCUGUUAUGGCAAUCGGUCAGGAUGCGCUUUAGCUCGCUGCAGAUGUUGCCUGUAAUCCAUGGCCUCUGUUUGGGAUAUGGACAUACGGUCACUGGCGACAACGUCGUCAAUGCACUUAUUGAUGAAGCGGUUGACUGAGGUGGUAUACUCCUCAAUGCCAUUGGAUGAAUCCCGGAACAUAUUCCAGUUUGUGCUACACAACAGUCCCGUAGCAUCCGCAUCAUCUGACCACUUCCGUAUUGAGAGAGUCACUGGUACGUCCUGCUCCAGUUUUUGCUUGUAAGCAGGAAUCCAGAACUAUUCCAUAUUGCGUCUUUUUAGGUAGAGACAGCAAUGCACGAAGUAAACGGCAACAAGUAAGAAUGUAAAAUGUUUUGGCCCUGAGACUAUCAUGUUGGGGCAGUGUAAAGUGCACAUGCGCAAAUAUUUUUUGAGUGCAUUUUCUUGCGCUGCGCUCAUCUGCAAUUCAUCCUGCUGCUCAAUGUCAUGUUGUUGAGCCUCUUAACUUUCCAUUUGACUGGAAUGUAGUGCAAUUUAUCAGUGUAUGGGAGUGUUUGUUGAAAAUGCGCUGAGAAAGGCCAUUGCAAGAAGGGUUUUGGGUAGUAGACAGGAUAAGUGUUGCUAUGCACAGUCCUGAGAUUCUCAUCAGGACUGUGUGUAGCAACACUAUCUUGUCAACUAUGCAAAACUUUUCGGUCUAGAUUCAAUCAUUUCAAGCGUUAAUCCACGAAUGGCAGAUGCAUAACAGUGAAUAACUGCGUUGGUGCUGUCAAACCCCUGAGUGGCUGCUCUUCUCGUCAUUGUCACAAAUCCACACUUGUCCUUAAACCCACCAGCGUUAAAUUAGAAUGAGAAAGUGUAGCCUAGAAAUAAAGACAUUAGCAAAAAAGGAUUACAUCAGCCUAAUCGAGGUGUAGAAUAAAAUGUGUUCGAACUUGUAAGCUGCACUGUAAAUCUACACGCAAUAGUGCAUAAUGACAAAGCAAAAAAACCUUUUGUCUUUUAAGAUACAUUUUGAAAUAAGAUACAUUUACAUAAGUAUUCAGACCCUUUAAUCAGCACUUAGUUGAAGCACCUUUUGCAGCGAUUACAGCCUCGUCGUCGUGGGUAUCACAAUACAAGCUUGGCACAACUGUAUUUGGGGAGUUUCUCCCAUUCCUUUAAGAAUGAUGGAGGCCACAGUGCUCUUGGUCUUUCAAUGCUGCAGAAAUGUUUUGAACCCCUCCCCAGAUCUGUGCCUCGACACAAUCCUGUCACGGAGCUCUACGGACAAUUCCUUUGACCUCAUGGGUUGGUUUUUGCUGUGACAUGCAUUGCCAACUGUGGGACCUUUUUUUUUUUUUUUUAGAUAGACAGUUAUUACACUGUAUCACAAUUCCAGUGGGUCAGAAGUUUACGUACACUAAGUUGACUGUGCCUUUAAAAGCUUGGAACAUUCCAGAAAAUGAUGUCAUGGCUUUAUAAGCUUCUGAUAGGCUUAUUUUCCACCAUGUUUUGCAAAUAAAUUCAUUAAAUCCUACAAUGUGAUUUUUCUGGAUUUCUUUUCUUCUAAUUUUGUCUGUCAUAUUUGAAGUAUACCUAGGAUGACAAUUACAGGCCUCUCAUCUUUUUAUGUGGUAGAACUUGCACAAUUGGUGGCUGACUAAAUACUUUUUUGCCCCACUGUAUAUCCACAAUAAAACGAGUCCUAUAUCGACAACCUGAAAGGCCGGUAAGCAAGGAAGAAGCCACUGUUCCAACACCGCCAUAAAAAAGACAGACUACGGUUUGCAACUAAACAUGGAGACAAAUAUCGUUAUUUUUGGAGAAAUGUCCUCUGGUCUGAUGAAACAAAUAGAACUGUUUGGCCAUAAUGACCAUUGUUAUGUUUGGAGGGAAAAGGGGGAGGCUUGCAAGCAGAAGAACACCAUCCCAACCGUGAAGCACGGGGGUGGCAGCAUCAUGUUGAGGGGGUGCUUUGCUGCAGGAGGGACUGGUGCACUUCACAAAAUAGAUGGCAUCAUGGGGAAGGAAAAUUACGUGGAUAUAUUGAAGCAACAUCUCAAGACAUUAGUCUGCAAGUUAAAGCUUGGUUGUAAAUGGGUCUUCCAAAUGGACAAUGGCCCCAAGCAUACUUCCAAAGUUGUGGCAAAAUGGCUUAAGGACAACAAAGUCGAGGCAUUGGCGUGGCCAUCACAAAGCCCUGACAUCAAUCCCAUAGAAAAUCUGUGGGCAGAACUGAAAAAGUGUGUGUGAGCAAGGAGGCCUACAAACCUGACUUGUUACACCAGCUCUGUCAGGAGGAAUGGGCCAAAAUUCACCCAAUUGCUUGUGGAAGGCUCCCUGAAACAUUUGACCCAAGUUAAACAAUUUAAAGGCAAUGUUGCCAAAUACUAAUUGAGUGCAUGUAAACUUCUGACCCACUGGGAAUGUGAUUAAAUAAAUAAAAGCUGAAAUAAAUCAUUCUUGCUACUAUUAUUCUGACAUUUCACAUUCUUAAAAUAAAGUGGUGAUCCUAAGACAGGGAAUUUUUACUAGGAUUAAAUGUCAGGAAUUGUGAAACUGAGUUUAAAUGUAUUUGGCUAAGGAGUAUGUGAACUUCCGACUUCAACUGUAUCAAAGGCACCUGUUCACCGUCUGCUUUCGCUCGCCUCCAGCACACAGGCACUGUUGGGGCGAGCGACUCUGAAUUUACAAUGGCUAGCCGCAUGUGAAUAUUUUUUUUCUUGUUAAUUUUGCUAUUUGCCUCAUGACUCCUGCAUGCUUUGUUAACUAGGAACAUUCUUGUUUACCCUACCAUGGGACACACUGUUUGUUCCCACACUCGAGACUCUGACUAUUGGCUGCACUGACUUUUGGCCUCCUAUUCUAACCGGCAUUGUAUUCAUGUUACAUGAUAAUUGCUGUAUAAUAUGAUCCUGUUGCCAUCUAAUGUCAAAUAAACACUGCAGAGUUCUCCCUG
Molecule: messenger RNA, 4747 nt
Organism: Oncorhynchus keta (chum salmon)
Lineage: Eukaryota; Metazoa; Chordata; Actinopteri; Salmoniformes; Salmonidae
Gene: cln5
Product: CLN5 intracellular trafficking protein
Exons: 4
Coding region: 64-1056 (330 amino acids)
Biological process (GO): lysosome organization
Cellular component (GO): lysosome; lysosomal membrane
Molecular function (GO): hydrolase activity, acting on glycosyl bonds
Source: RefSeq, a predicted model, not a curated record